AAAAGAAAGCAACCCCUAUUAAUGAUUUGUUUCCAUUUUCAAGAAUCAUUCAUAGUGUUUAGUUGAAUAUUCACAGGUUUCCACUCCUUUUUGUCACUUUCAUUACCAAAGAUUUCACCUUUUUAAAGAUAUCUAAAGCCAAACAGCAGCAGGAGGAGAGUUUUGAGCUAUUUGUAAAGUUCUGAAGCAUAUUCUAAGUUAGAACUCAGGGACAGAGAUAGCUGGUUGACUCUUGAUAGCUUCUGCAAGUUAAAAGACAAUGUAUCCAAGGGUUAAGGUGAGGGUACAGAAAGAAGAAGAUGAUCAGUAUGCUUAUCAGUCUUUGCCAUCUUUGAAGGCUUUUGAAUCCCUUUCCAUAAGUGAUUUCUCUUCUUCAGAUGAUUCUCCUACAUCAGUUGUGAGGAUACCCCGAGCAUGUAUUUUAAGCCCAGACAGACAUGGGCUUCCAUCAUCGAGAGGGAGAACGAAGGAAAAUAACCAAACCAUUUUUGGUGGAAGCAAAACAAAUACAAGGGCCACUUCUGUCCCUCGACCACGUGCAGUCUUAUCAAGCCCUGUUAAUGACCAAAUGAUAAGCACGAGGAGCAAGACGAAAGCAGAAGUAGUUUCAGACUUGAAGAAUCACAAUUCAUGUCAAAACAGACAUCAUAUCAAGUGCAAAACUUUUCCAAAAUCAAUUCAAGAUUCACAUCACACAUGUGGAAAUAAGGGCUCAAAAGAGACGGAUGAUGGGAAACUUGAUCCUCGAGCAAGAGCAAGGCUAGUGAAAGGUGAUCCAAGUCGAAGAACACACCUUCAAGAAGGCGAUCAACAUCCUGUUCGUUCAAAAGUAAAACAGUAAGCAGGGCUAAGUAGUCAGCUCAUUCUAGCCUGCAUAUACUAAUUCGAAAAGUUUGUGAGUGAUGCUACUCUCUACUUGACAAAAGUUAUAACUAAACUUGAAACUCUUCAAAGAGAAACCUUAUUGAGUUGAUUCACUUUUACUC
Solanum verrucosum is the source of this 986-nucleotide messenger RNA. RefSeq lists its product as uncharacterized. The record is from RefSeq and is a predicted model, not a curated record. The transcript has 6 exons. The coding region runs from base 260 to 841 and encodes 193 amino acids. NCBI's taxonomy places the organism in Eukaryota, Viridiplantae, Streptophyta, Magnoliopsida, Solanales, Solanaceae.